AUGGCUCAUCACCUCCGCAACCUGCUCACCGCCUCGCCGAGUAGCGCGGAGGACGACGGGCUGUCCAAGAGCACGGAGCACGGCUUGGAGAUCAAGGGCACGAAGGACGGCAGAAACACCAAGGGCGCGACGGACGGCGGGGAGACCAAGAGCAAGAAGGGCGGCGAAGGCACCAAGACGGCCGACAAAAAGUCUUCGCCUGGCGGCCGUUUCCACCCGCCCUCGCUGGACGACACGCGCAUGAAGCAAGGACAAGAUGAAGAAGAAGAGCCAGCUGAGGGGCCCGCAGCAGUAGCCGGCCUCGCCAAGCAGCACCAGCAGCAGCAGCAGUGCCAGCACCAGCACCAGCAGCGCGGCGACUGCGCGCCAACGGCUGCGAGUUUUCGAACCCUGGGGUGGCGAGGGGUACGCUCGCUGCUGUCAAGUUGGGGAGGCGGGGGACGUGGCAUACCGCUUCUACUGGUGGUGCCACCGCCGCUGCCACCACCGCUGCGCGGUGAAGCGACGCUUUCUACUGGCGUGACGGUGCGUAGUGCUGUAGUGCACAAGUAGCCAUUGCAUUUAUUGAUUUAAUAAUGAAUAUAUUGUUAUAGAUUUUAAAUACC
Phytophthora sojae is the source of this 605-nucleotide messenger RNA. RefSeq lists its product as hypothetical. Bases 1 to 552 code for a protein of 183 amino acids. The record is from RefSeq and is a predicted model, not a curated record. The transcript has 4 exons. Lineage: Eukaryota; Oomycota; Peronosporomycetes; Peronosporales; Peronosporaceae.